This is a messenger RNA of Psilocybe cubensis, 1938 nucleotides long. RefSeq lists its product as uncharacterized. Lineage: Eukaryota; Fungi; Basidiomycota; Agaricomycetes; Agaricales; Agrocybaceae. The transcript has 5 exons. Gene Ontology annotation, cellular component: preribosome, small subunit precursor; cytosol. The coding region runs from base 1 to 1938 and encodes 645 amino acids. Gene Ontology annotation, biological process: maturation of SSU-rRNA. The record is from RefSeq and is a predicted model, not a curated record. Gene Ontology annotation, molecular function: ATP binding; protein serine/threonine kinase activity.
AUGACAUCCCUAACUCCUCCUAUCGUCCCUGGUCAAUUUGAUGAUGCUGAAGAAGGAAACGAACCGACAAAUCGAGAGGGCCAGGCCUAUAUCGAUACCUAUGAUCCUGCAACAGAAGCCCAUGUUUUGGAUUGGCCAGAUACAGAGGACGAAGAUGAAAUCGACGACGAGGACGAUGAAUAUUACGAUAACAGGGUAGAGGACGAGGAUUGGGAAAACGCAGAACGGGAUUUUACAAAACAGUAUAAUCGUCUACGCCAACACACAGCUGUGCGCACAGGCAAUGCCCAAGGUGUCUCCUCUGCUUUCAACAGGUCUGAAGCUGUUGCUUUACUACCUCCUGUCAACCAUCCCAAGACAUCUACUGUAUCUUCCUCUAACCUAUCCUCAAAGGUGGCUGGUGGCACUGCGAAGGACCGUACCAACGAUCAAUUAGCCGCGCUCGCCAAAUACAACUCGCGCCUUGCUAAAAUCGAUGUCCCAUAUGUGAUGGGUGUGGGAGUGAAUAGAAAAGGACCCAGUGCUCAUGCUAACCUUAAGGACAAGAGCGAUCGCGCUACGAAUGAGCAGGUUCUCGAUCCUCGUACACGUCUGAUCUUAUUCAAGAUGAUUGGGAGAGGAUUAAUCGAUGAAGUAAAUGGUUGUGUUAGUACCGGAAAAGAGGCCAAUGUUUAUCACGCCUUGACACCCGAAAAGACACAUUUAGCGCUCAAGAUUUAUAAAACAUCAAUUUUGGUCUUUAAAGACCGUGACAAAUAUGUCACUGGCGAAUUCCGUUUUCGCAAGGGAUACAGUCGCAAUCCUCGUAAAAUGGUGCGGAUGUGGGCCGAAAAAGAAAUGCGUAAUCUAAAGCGGCUGGUGGCCGCUGGUAUUCGUGCUCCUGACCCAGUCGAAGUUCGUGAAAACGUCUUAGUGAUGACCUUUGUGGGCGAUAAAGAUGGCUGGGCAUCACCACGUAUGAAAGACGCCUCCCUCCCCCCAGAAAACGUAGGACAGCUAUACGAGGAACUCGUGCUCGUUGUGCGCCGUAUGUUCCACGUUUGCAAACUUGUUCAUGCCGAUCUUUCAGAAUACAACAUCAUGUAUCACGAAGGACAUCUCUGGAUCAUCGAUGUUUCUCAAAGUGUAGAACAUGACCAUCCAUCCGCCUUUGAUUUCUUGCGUAACGAUAUCAAGAAUGUCGAGGAUUUCUUCGGAAGACUAGGCGUGACAUGCCUCGGUCUGAGGAGAUGUUUCGAAUUUGUUACCAAGGAGAAAUUGACGGAAGAAGAGGGCGUCAGCGAUGAAGAGGUUUUGAAAAAAUUGCUGGCUGAAAGGGCGGAGGACCAAGACGCAGAAACCGAGGACCGUGCUGGAGAAGACGGUGAAUCAGGCUUUAAUGACGUUUCAACAUCUCAAAAAACCAAAUCGGAAGACACUGCGCAUGAAGACGCUGUGUUCUUACAAUCGUUCAUCCCGCGAACGCUGAACGAGGUAUACGACCCUGAACGUGACGUCGAAAAGUAUAAAAGGGGAGAUGGCCUGAUAUAUGCUGACACAAUCGGUCUGGUAUCAUCCUCGGACAAGAAAGAAGAAAUCUCCGGUGGGGGGAUUGGCAGUAACAGUAAACCUAAGGCACCCAAGACAUCUGUCAACGAUUCUGAUGCGGCUCCGAUAUCUUCAGUUAGAUUUGAUGCCGGUGAGGGUCAAGACGUCAAGAACCAAGAUACAGUGGACGAAAGUAGCAGUGAGGACGAAGACGAUGAAGACGAGGAUGAAGACGGAGGAGAAAAUGGUGAAAAGGUGUUUGUGGAAAAGAAACCUCGAGGUCACAGACAUGAGGACAAAGAGGCCAAAAAGGAGCGUAAAAAGCAAGUGAAGGCCGAAGCUAAAGAGAAGCGAAAGCACAAAAUGCCAAAGGCAGAAAAAAAGCGCAUCGUACGCAAGACGAAGAGCUGA